Messenger RNA from Silurus meridionalis, 1204 nucleotides. It is a transcript of the gene nme6, whose product is annotated as NME/NM23 nucleoside diphosphate kinase 6. The transcript is spliced from 6 exons. Lineage: Eukaryota; Metazoa; Chordata; Actinopteri; Siluriformes; Siluridae. The record is from RefSeq and is a predicted model, not a curated record. Gene Ontology annotation, molecular function: nucleoside diphosphate kinase activity. The coding region runs from base 429 to 977 and encodes 182 amino acids. Gene Ontology annotation, biological process: GTP biosynthetic process; CTP biosynthetic process; UTP biosynthetic process.
GUGUGUGGCUUCAGUAGGUGUCAGCUACCCUGUUGUAAAAGCAGGACAGACAUCCUGAUUAAAGUGUGACAAGUGAUGCCUUGGCACCAUAUGGAUUUGAAUACGUGGGGGCGUGGCAGCAGCUCUGCCACUCGACUUUCGUCUGAUCCCAGAGAAGAGAUCUGAUUGGUCGGCUCGGUUUGCAUUACGAAAGAGCAAAAUGGCGGCGCCCAUGCAUGUCGCGAGUCUCGUUCAGAAGUAGCAAAGAUUGAAAGAAAUGAACGAACCAUUAGUCCGAUUUCUAUAAACAUCAGAUAAUAAAGUUACUUAAUCGAAGCCAGGGUUAAUGGAUAAUGUAGAUUGUUAACUAGUUCACAUUUCAGGGUAGAAGCUUUAAAACUGGGUGACAGUAAGUAAACACGAAUAAGCCUUUCAUUCCAAACACAGUUAUGAUUUUGACACGGCUGCGAUGUGCGAAGGUCCUGCAGCUCACCCUUGCAGUCAUCAAACCGGAUGCCGUCGCUCAACCUCUACUACUGGAGGCACUCCAUCGGAAAAUCCUUGAGAACAACUUCAUCAUUGUCAGAAGAAAAGAUCUCAUCUGGAAAAGGAGUGAUUCAGAGAGGUUUUAUGCAGAGCACAAAGGACGUUUCUUCUACCAGAGACUGGUUGAAUUCAUGUCAAGUGGUCCAAUGAGAGCUUACAUCCUCGCGAAAGAGGAUGCUGUUAGCCACUGGCGGGAGUUGAUGGGUCCCACUAAAGUGUAUCGAGCGCGGUACACAUCUCCAAAGACAAUUCGAGCACAAUACGGCCUCACUGACACCCGGAACACAACUCACGGCUCAGAUUCGUCAGAGUCAGCCGAAAGAGAAAUUGCUUUCUUCUUUCCUGAGUUCAGUGUUCAACACUGGCUAGAGAUGGAGGAGCCACAUUUUAGGAUGGGGCACAUUGAAUACGACGAGCAGAGACAAAUCCAUACAGCACUAAAACACACCUGACCAUUCAACUGCCUUUACCAGAUAUAUAUAUAUAUCAAUCAUAUGUACUGUAUAUAAAGCCUGAAUAUUGUGUUAUAUUAUCUUCAUGUGUGAUUUGUCUUUGUAAAUGAUUGUGUGGCAUCAAGUGCACUUUGAAUUUGAACCUACCGGUAUUAUAGAAUACAUUCUACUGGUCAUUGUUAUUUUUUUCUCUACAUUAGUCAAUAAAGCACAUCCUGUUAAUGUCA